This is a messenger RNA of Ornithodoros turicata, 2451 nucleotides long. Its product is annotated as C2 domain-containing protein 5-like. NCBI's taxonomy places the organism in Eukaryota, Metazoa, Arthropoda, Arachnida, Ixodida, Argasidae. The coding region runs from base 180 to 2363 and encodes 727 amino acids. Gene Ontology annotation, biological process: intracellular protein transmembrane transport; protein localization to plasma membrane; positive regulation of D-glucose transmembrane transport. The transcript is spliced from 25 exons. Gene Ontology annotation, cellular component: plasma membrane. Gene Ontology annotation, molecular function: calcium ion binding; calcium-dependent phospholipid binding. The record is from RefSeq and is a predicted model, not a curated record.
AUCAGUGGUCUCGCCAAUCCUUUUUGCAAAGAGACCCACCAGUGGUGCCGCUACAAUCCAUCCAUCAUCCAUCCGUCGCCAAACGCUAAUUCCACGCCUAUCCGUCCGCCGCGGCAUCGUUGCUAUUGCUGAGACCGUGCUAUUACUAUACUAAAGUACAGCCUAAACUGUGCAACGAAAUGCCAGGCAGAGUGCGGGUGAAAUUGCUCGCAGCCAGGAACCUUCCCAUUAUGGAUCGUGCAAGCGAGGCUUGCGACGCCUUUGGAGAGGUAAAGAACAGUCAAAGUGACAAGAAGGUGAAGCUGGGAAGCACGUGUCACAAAACUGAGAUCUGCAGGAAAUCCCUGAACCCACAGUGGAACUCUGACUGGUUUCGCUUUGAGGUGGAGGAUGAGGAGGAUGAACCCUUGCAAAUCAGGAUCAUGGACUAUGACACAUACAGCGCUAAUGAUGCCAUCGGCAAGGUGUAUAUCGGCCUCAGCCCAAUGCUCAGCCGGGACGUGAUGUUCUCCGGAUGGCUUCCAAUUUAUGACACCAUGCACGGUAUCCGAGGUGAGGUAAACGUGGCAGUGGAGCUGUCGACCGACCGUUCGUGUGGCGUACGUUUCUUCUACAGCAGCAGCAUUCCUGAGGGUUACACAGCCACCAGCAUUUUGGGAUUUGUAGAGGAACUGGUGGUAAAUGAUGACCCAGAGUACAAGUGGAUUGACAAGAUCCGUACCCCGAGAGCAUCCAAUGAGGCCAGGCAAACGCUCUUCUCAAAGCUUUCAGGAAAAGUACAGAGGCACAUAGCUCACAAAACCCAGGAAUUGGGUGGCAACGCUGUCCUAGGAUACAUGCAGUGUUUUGACCUGGAAGGAGAGUCAGGAGUGGUGGUACGCGGCAUCGGAACGGCUGCCAUACUUGUGCCGGCUGACCAGGAUGCUCGGAAGUGUUUGGAGGAACAGCCUAGCAAUUCGCCACCCCAGCAAAGCGACUUAUCAAGAGGUGUUGUUGCAGGAUCCAAGACAGCGAGCAGAAUUGACAUACUGGAGUAUCCCUUUCUCACCAUCAGGGAAUUGCCAGCUGGAUUUAUCUACAAGAUUGUAGGCAUGGUCUCAGCCCGGUCAGUGAAACUCCUUGACCAAGUUAGCAAUCCAGAUGAACCAGAAACGAGGGAUGCCUGGUGGACGGAGGUGCGCAAAGAAAUUCGAUCUCAUGCACGAUCUCUGUCCUGUAACGUUGUUUUGGGCUACACGGAGGUUACAAAUAUUUGUGAGGACGUAAUGGUCUUAUCUGCCAGUGGAACUGCGGUGCUCCUUGGUGAUGGCGCCACGACGUCUUGCGACAUCCUCUUUGCCACCAUUGAGCCACCAUCUGAUGUACCCAUCCUGGGAAAGGGAACCCUAAUUCAAGCACGAGUAUGCAGACAAAAAAAGGAUUUGAAAGGUGAACAUAAUGCCCGGGAAAUCUGUGAUGGCCUUCCAUUCCUGGAGUUGAAUCUGCACCGUCAGAUGCGCUCUAAACUAAAGAUGAAAAACAUGAACGCCAUCUUUGGCUUGAAAGUUCAAGUGGCUGUCGGGGAAAGAAUCAUGACAGCAAUUGCCACUGGAACUGGUGUUUUCCUAUCCUCCCCAUGGUGGGAAUCUGACGCUGCAUUACGAGGAGACGAGUAUGAGGAUGAAGAAGAUGGAGGGAUGCUCCAGCUACCUGAGGGUCUUGCCCUAUGCAGCACUCAGUUGGCCCCUGGGGUUGGGGAAUUGCUUUGCAACCUCCAGUUGUUUCUGCAGACAUACCGUGCAAAACUACUUGUUGGUUCUCAUCCAACUCGGAUUCUUGCUCGACACUUUGAUCACAUCCUCCAGAGCCUGUUUGUGAAAUUGCGUCAUCUGGUCCCCUGUUGCCUCCUGAACCUCUCAUUCCAUGUUGAGCUGCCAGACCAAGAUGACUUGCAGGUGUUUCUCUUCCAGGUGACAGUUGUGGGCACUGCUGUCUCAGCCAGGGACUGGAGGCCAACAGAGCAAGAUCUGAUAUUUGACAUGGAUGAAGAGCCUACUUGUCAACGGACACAGAAGUUGCACGGAAUUGACUUGACGUCACUGAGCACUGUUCCUGGGGCCAGAAUAGAAAAGUAUCUGGGCAAUGUGGACUUUUUCUUGAUCCGCGAAGAAACACGCGAGGAAGGUGGCCUCAGUGGGGUCGUUCACAGUUUAAUGACAGAAGUGCUGGCCAUUGCCCGAGCCCAUGUUGCUUCCCUGGGGGGAAAUGCCAUUGUUGCCUUCCGUGUUACUCAUUGGAUUCUUCACCACAGUCUACAUAAAAAUCAGGGUCAAUGCCUGGUGAGUGUGGCUGGCGAUGCUGUUAGACUUUGCUACUCCUCAUGAAUAUAUGGGAUUUAUGUUAGAUUGUCAGUGUCAAUUUAUGAACCUCGAGGGCUUUACUAAGACAAAUAAAGUGCAUCUCUUAAGUGAU